Molecule: messenger RNA, 10551 nt
Organism: Oncorhynchus kisutch (coho salmon)
Lineage: Eukaryota; Metazoa; Chordata; Actinopteri; Salmoniformes; Salmonidae
Product: neurexin-2
Exons: 21
Coding region: 3527-8476 (1649 amino acids)
Source: RefSeq, a predicted model, not a curated record
AAUCCAUGUCUCGAGGCUUAUAAAUCCUUCUUUAACCCGUCUCCUCCCCUUCAUCUACACUGAUUUUUGAAGUGCAUUUAACAGGUGACAUCAAUCAAGGGAUCAUUAGCUUACACCAGUCAGUCUGUCAUGGAAAGGACCUGUCUCUAAUGUUGACAUACACAGUGUACAAAAACAUCUCCUAGUUGUGAGCAAUGUGCCUGAUCAAAUGCUCUAUCUGCAAGUGUUUUGAAGUAGUCUCUCUACAAUUCCUAUCUAAAGUCAUCCUGUUUUUUAGACUGCAGUUCUCUAUUUCCUGAACGAAUUUUGUGGUCCACUUGCUAGUUAAUUUUCACAUCAGAAUGAAGACCAACAUUGACGAGAUCACAAACGUUUCCCAUGAGGACCCGACAGCAAUGACACUCUGACGAUCUGUGUGAUAGAAAUGUUUUUGUUCCUGUUUGGAUACGUAAUGCACGCUAAGAACAUUGCAAAUUCUCUGACUUUCAUUGAGAAUGUCCACAUUUUCCCCACGUUUUAGAGCUAUUGAACCUGAGGAAGGAUUGUGUAACUAACUAUAUGUUAACUUGCUAAUGAUACUUUGAUUCAGUCAUUGCAUGUUGUGCUGAUUUGUGUAUUUAUUUUCUGAUGAAUUAAUCCUUCAUUCUCUUGGCUAUAGUAUUAUUUGCCCAGAGCUUUCACAGUAGGUAAACCUGGAGUACAGUAGAUGCAUAUCUCUGCAUGUGCUUGUAUACGGCUCAUGAUUGCUGAAGGUUGCUUCUCCGCUAGGUGGUGAGGUUUUGUGUCAACACUGCAUAGCGUAGGCUACCACUGGGAUGUAGCAUUCUGUAGUUCUUUCACAUUCCCUGUUUUUAGUGUAGCCCUAUGUUUGUGUAUAAAAUGUGGGAGUGGAUUGUUGAUGACAAGGUAAAUGGAGGUUCUUUCCUCAGCUAGCCAACCAUGUUCAUGUUUGAUUACAUUGUAUUGUGGUACAAUUUUAAAAGGCAGAAAGAUCUUCUAUGGUUUUAUAUCAUAGAAUAGAGAUGGCAUCAUGCCCAACUCCUUUGGACUUUGCUACCUGUGUACAUACAAUAUGCUGAGGAGUUAUUUGUCUCGCUCUGUUACUCCCAAGUGAUACUCCCAUGAGGGAAGGCAAUUAAUUUACUCUGAGCAGUGGUUUCUAGGAACUUCAAUACAUAGCUGAGACGAUUCUCUCCGGGAUUGUCACACUGUAAAAUGUGAUAACAGCACAAAUAUAGGCUACAUUUUAUACUUAUUGCUUAAUGUCCGAGGGGUUGUGGUAUAUGGCCGAUAUACCACAGAUAAGGGCUGUUCUUAGCCGCAACACUGAGUGCCUGGAUUUACAACCCUUAUCCGUGGUAUAUCGGCCAUAUACCAUAAACCCCCGAGGUGACUUAUUGAGAUUACCAAUGUAAUUAGAGCGGUAAAAAUAAAUGUUUUGUCAUACCCAUGGUAUAUGGUCUGUUUAUAAACUGGGUGGUUCAUGUCCUGAAUGCUGAUUGGCUGAAAGCCAUGGUUUAUUGGUCUGUAUACCACGGGUAGACUUUAUUACUAGUGUAGCCUAUAAGCAGAUGUAGGCAUUGGGUUGUUUUACACUUGCCAAUAUACCAUCGCUAAGGUCUGUAUCCGGGCACUCUGUGUUGCGUCGUGUGUAAGAACAGGCCUUAGCUGUGGUAUAUUGGCCAUAUACCACACUCCCUCGGUCCUUAUUACUUAAAUAUACCACACCUGUCAGCAAAUCAGCAUUCCGGGCUCGAACCACCCAGUUUAUAAUAGCCUAUAAUUUUGAAAUCUAUUCCUAUUGCAAAAAACAUGACUUAAAAACAUUCUUCUUUAUAUUUUGUGAUAGAGCUUAUCAAUAAUUUUGUCUUUCAAACAGAUUCCAAUUUGGGGCAUUUUGUUGUGUUGGACUUUAGUAGAUAUUCAGUUUGAGAAAUAAUGUUUAGUACUUUUGUGCUGUCUUUUAUUUUAACCACUCAUUUUGCAAACUUGUAACCUUCAGGUGUUGCUGGUUCCUGUCAACUUCCAAUUUGGUGGGCUGAGGAUUUGUCACCAUAGUAACUCCACCUCUGGCAUCCUGUAGGCUAUUACUGGCCUGUGAAAACUGAAGCCAUCUCACAAUGGCUAGUCCUAUUUAUAUUGUGGUCGUUUUUUUUAAUAACGCAAGCAAGGUUAUUAUUGAGGGAGAUGUCCAAACCCGUAUGAUCUUGUCACACUGCAUUAACAGCUUUAUGGAGCUGAGAGAGAAAAUAAAGGGCUUGGAUUAGGUCCAAGGCCAGUUAUCAUGUGUGCAGCGUUUAUACACAUGAGAGCAGACUAUUUAGCAAGUGAAAUAGGGUAUAUAAUAGCCUCAAAUAACAUUUUUUUUAAAAGCACUUGUUAAGUUAUACACCCGAAAUGCUCAGAAGGUCCUCCCACCAUUACACCUGUCCUCGAAUUGACUAUUCAAUCAAUCAAAUUCGGUGAAAACCAUCACUAAAAUGUCCCAAUUAUGUCGCUAUGUAUUUGACAGGGUAAUGAGAAAAGAUAUGCCUACAGGUUCAACCCAAUACGUUUGUGAUUGUCCUCCAUGGCAAUGCACAUGUACAUUUCAUUGGGAGUGCACAUGAUUGGUCAACUGCCGUUGACCGCGCCCUCAACCCAAUACCGAACCAUCAGCACCGCUGAGUCGGGGGGGGAGUGAUGAUUCCGCUGCUGUCUUCAAUGCGGUGGAGGAAGACAACUAUUGUCUAAUGCGGGGAUUCCGGGGGUUCAUAACUGCAUGUCUUUCCAGAAGACGAAGAAGUCUGCAGCGUUUCACCUACAUGCUCUAUUUUAAAUAUUCAAAACCUCUGGAAUUCUGCCGCGAACUCCGGGAUAAUUCUAACAAACCACGUUGUCUGUGUAUCGGGUGUUGGAGUACAGAAUAAUGGCCAGAGCAGUGGGACACUAAGGAAGAUGGGGCCUGUACCUGUUUCUGCUUGGCUCUGUGCCUAGCUAACUCCUGGAGGCCGGACCGGACCGGACUGGACUGCUGCUGGAAGGAGGCGAUGGUAUUUGGUUGAUAAGGAAGGAGAAACAGAAAAGCAUUGAAUUACUUUUGUCGUUUGUCCUGUUUGUGACACCAUCGCCCAAACCAGCUCACUUCAACAUUCUGCAGCAAUCCCCUCCUCACUUGGUUUUGUAAAUGUGCUAGUUCCUGGACUCCGAAACAUAGGCAACAGUAUGUUCUACUUCCUAGAUUCCUAAACAUAUGGAUUCUACCAUGUUUCCAGAACAUUUUCUGUAGCCUGUUCUCUGGAGAAUAACUGACGCGAUUCCACAUUUGGGGAAUUUAUUCCCUGUUUUUAUUCAACUCAAUGGAGAGGCUAAGAAGAUAAUCAGAACAGAGAGGCAAAGCUGAAGAGACAUUGGAAUCAUAUUAUUUCUGUAAACUUUAGGGAAAACACAACAACAGUGUAGACUGGAGAUCAUUUCUGCCUCUCUCAGCGGUGGUGGAUUUAAAGCAACAAGACCUAGUUGGAGGGAUUAGGGUCAGAAGUGGAAGAUGAUAAGUAGCAAGGUGCUAUGUGAAGGCCGGGCCGUGUGGCCCCUGGUAUUGACUGGGCUGUUAUUGACAGUCAUGGCCACGGCCUUGGAGUACGAGGGAGUCCCUGGCCAGUGGGCACGGUAUGGCCGCUGGGAGGCCAAGGUCACAGGCGAGCUGAGCUUCACUCUGAAGACCAACAUCAGCAAGGCCCUGGUGCUCUACUUGGACGACGGAGGGAACUGUGACUUCCUGGAGCUGCUGAUCACAGACGGCCGGCUGCAUCUGCGCUUCACCAUCCACUGCGCGGAGCCUGCCUCCCUACACACGGAGACCUACGUCAACGACCAGCGCUGGCACCGCGUGCUUCUCACCCGCAACUAUAGAGCGACCACCCUGGUGGUGGACAACGAGGAGAAGGUGGCCGAGGUCAAGUCCAAGAGGAGUGAGAUGGUGGUGGCCAGUGACCUUUACGUAGGCGGCAUCUCGCCAGACGUGCGCCUAUCUGCUCUCACGUCCAACACGGUCAAAUAUGAGCCACCCUUCCAGGGCCUGAUUGCCAACCUGAAGCUGGGGGAGAACCUCCCAGUGCUCCUGGAUGGCCAAAGUGUUCAGAAUGAUUUGGAAUACCUGUGUAUUAAACAGAACCCCUGCAGCAACAGAGGCCUCUGCUCCAUCCACCAGGGAGAGGUCCUCUGUGACUGCACCAACACUGGCUACAAGGGAAACUACUGCCACGAAGCUAUCCAGAAAUCAGAGGAAGCCGAAUCAUUGCAAUCUGCACAAGAGGAGUCAGUGGCCACCUACAAAGGCAAUGAGUUUUUCAGCUAUGACCUGUCUCAGACGCCCAUCCAGAGCAGCCUGGACGAGAUUAGUCUGUCCUUCCGCACGCUGCAGAGGAACGGGCUCCUGCUCCACACCGGGAAAUCAGCUGACUACGUUAACCUAUCCCUGAGGAGUGGCGCUGUGUGGCUGGUCAUCAACCUCGGGUCCGGGGCCUUUGAGGCCCUGGUGGAGCCUGCCAACGGCAAGUUCAAUGACAACGCCUGGCACGAAGUCCGUGUCACGCGCAACCUGCGCCAGGUGACCGUCUCUGUGGAUGGGAUCCUGACCACCACCGGCUACACCCAGGAGGACUACACCAUGCUGGGCUCGGAUGACUUCUUCUACAUUGGGGGGAGUCCCAACACGGCUGACCUCCCAGGCUCCCCGGUCAGCAAUAACUUCAUGGGCUGUCUCAAAGACGUAGUCUACAAGAACAACGAGUUCAGGCUGGAGCUGUCUCGUCUGGCUGCAGAGCGGGACCCUCAGGUCAGUGUUCACGGCGACCUGACCUUCCGCUGUGAGGACGUGGCGGCCCUGGAGCCGGUCACCUUCGACACGCCCGCCGCCUACCUCACCCUGCCCAGGUGGAAAACCAAGAAGACUGCCUCUAUCUCUUUUGACUUCCGCACUACGGAGCCCAGCGGCCUGCUGCUGUUCAGCCACGGUGACAGGCGUCUGCAGGACCCAGACAGACAGCCGGAGAGGCAGCCCAGGGCUGACUACUUUGCUAUGGAGCUCCUGGACGGCUUCCUCUACCUGCUGAUGGACAUGGGCUCUGGAAGCAUCAAGAUGAAAGCCAGCAACAAGAGGGUCAACGAUGGGGAGUGGUGCCACGUGGACUUCCAGAGGGAGGGGCGCAAGGGCCUGAUCUCAGUGAACAGCCGCAGCAUACCAUUCUCUGCUAACGAAGGCAGUGAGAUCUUAGACCUGGAGGGUGACAUGUACCUCGGGGGUCUGCCCGAGGCACGCCAGGGCCUCAUCCUCCCCCCAGAAGUCUGGACGGCCCCCCUCAACCUGGGCUACGUGGGCUGCAUGCGUGACCUGUUCAUGGAUGGGCGGAGCCGGGACCUGAGGAGACUGGCAGAGAUCCAGAGUGCCUCUGGAGUCAGCAGCUUCUGCACCAGGGAAACGCACAUCAGGUGUGGCAGAGACGUCUGUGCCAACGGUGGGCAGUGCCGCGAGGGCUGGAACCGCCACGUGUGUGACUGCACCAGCACGGGCUACCUGGGCCCCAACUGUGAGAGCGAGGCCACGGUGCUGAGCUACGACGGCAGCAUGUACCUGAAGGUGAUGCUGCCGUUGAGCAUGCACAUGGAGGCCGAGGACGUGGCGCUGCGCUUUAUGUCCCAGAGGGCCUUUGGGCUGCUUGUGGCCACUACCUCCCAGGACUCAGCUGACACCCUGCGACUGGAGCUGGACGGGGGCCGGGUCAAACUUACCGUCAACCUGGAUUGUAUCAGGAUAGACUGUAACCUCAGUAAAGGCCCAGAGAUGCUGUUAGCAGGACAGAAGCUGAACGACAACGAGUGGCACUCCGUGAAGGUGGUGCGUCGCGGGAAGAACCUGCACCUCUCUGUGGACAACGUGACUGUGGAAGGCCAUAUGACCGGUGCCCACACUCGCCUGGAGUUCCACAACAUUGAGACAGGCAUCAUGACCGAGCGCCGUUUUAUCUCCGUGGUGCCAUCUAACUUCAUAGGGCACCUGCAGGCCCUCUCGUUCAAUGGCGUCCCCUACCUGGACCAGUGUAAGAACGGAGACAUCUCCUACUGCGAGCUCAACGCCCGCUUCGGCAUGCGCCGCAUCGUGGCUGACCCUGUGACGUUCCACAGUCGGGCUAGCUGCCUGGCCUUCUCCACCUUGCAGGCCUACGCCUCCAUGCACCUCUUCUUCCAGUUCAAGACCACCAGCCUCGACGGCCUGCUGCUCUUCAACUCUGGAGACGGCAGUGACUUCAUCGUUGUGGAGCUGGUCAAAGGGUACAUUCAUUAUGUGUUUGACCUGGGCAACGGGCCGUCUCUCAUGAAGGGCAACUCUGAGAAGCCUCUCAACGACAACCAGUGGCACGACGUGGUGGUCUCCCGGGACAACAACAAUGUGCACAUCCUCAAAAUCGACUCCCGUACUGUCACCCAGCACUCCAACGGAGCCCGCAAUCUGGAUCUCAAAGGGGAGCUGUAUGUUGGUGGUGUAGGGAAGAGCAUGUACAGCAGCCUGCCCAAGCUGGUUGCGUCCCGGGACGGGUACCAGGGCUGCCUGGCCUCUGUGGACCUGAAUGGGAGACUCCCUGACAUGAUGGCAGAUGCCCUCCACAGGGUGGGCCAGGUGGAGCGCGGCUGUGGAGGCCUGAGCACAACCUGUACAGAGGACUCCUGCCAUAACCAGGGGGUGUGUCUCCAGCAGUGGGAGGGCUUCUCCUGUGACUGCACCAUGACCACCUACAGAGGAGCAUUCUGCAGUGACCCUGGGACCACGUAUAUAUUUGGGAGAGGAGGGGCCCUCAUCACGUACACCUGGGCCCCCAACGAGCGGCCGAGCACCAGAGCAGACCGGCUAGCUGUGGGCUUCAGUACUCAGCAGAAAGACGCCAUCUUGGUCCGAGUGGAGAGCACCAGCGGACUGGGAGACUACCUGCAGCUACACAUAGAACAAGGAAAGAUUGGUGUGAUCUUCAACGUGGGGACAGACGACAUCACCAUUGACGAGCCGGCUGUCAUAGUUAGCGAUGGCAAGUACCAUGUUGUGCGCUUCACACGCAGUGGUGGCAACGCCACCCUCCAGGUGGACAACCAGCCGGUCGAGCGCUACCCACCAGGGAACUUUGAUAAUGAGCGCCUGGUUAUUGCUAGACAAAGAAUCCCAUACCGACUUGGUCGGGUAGUUGACGAGUGGCUACUCGACAAAGGACGACAGCUGACUAUCUUCAACAGCCAGGCAGCGAUAAAGAUCGGGGGUCAGGAUAAGGGCCGGCCGUUCCAGGGUCAGAUCUCUGGCCUCUACUAUAAUGGCCUGCAGGUGCUGACGCUGGCGGCAGAGAAUGACCCCAGUGUCCAGGCUGAGGGGAACCUGAGGCUGGUGGGAGACUCCCUGUCUGUGCUGACCACUGAGACCACCUCCACCACCCCACUGGCAGCCUCCGACAUGUCCACCACCAUCAUGGAGACCACCACCACCAUGGCCACCACCACCACCCGCAGGCAACGCUCACCCAGCAUGAGGGAGAGCAUCUCCCAGUCUCAGAACUCAGAUGACAUCUUGGUGGCUUCUGCUGAGUGUCCCAGUGAUGACGAGGACCUGGAGGAGUGUGAGCCUGGAACAGGAGGUGAAUUAGUGUUGCCUAUAAUAACAGUGGAUUCCCUUGAGCCCCCAUCCAUCGCCACCCGUUACCCUGCUAUCCCCCCUCCUCCCACCUCCCUGUCCCCACUUGAGACCACCAAAGUGUCCCUGAUGCUGUCCAACCCUCACCCUCCCUGCCCCCCGGAUCAGGAGGACUGCGGUGACCCUGUGGAGGUCUCGGCCUUCGGUUCUGGGGAGAUGACGGAAUCAGAUGAUGAGGACUUUUACAAAAACUCCCCUCUGGUCACUGAUAGGACAGUCCUGCAUCCUCCUCCUCCCCCUGCCGUCGGUGAGGGCGGGGCACAGAAACCCCACAAUCCCCGCCCCCUUCCUUAUGCUCCCACCACCAACCCUGACCAGCUCCACAUCCCUGCGGGCAAAAUGAACACCCGUGACCAGGUGCUUCUGCCCCCUGCCCCUCCGUCAUCCCGGUAUACACCUGGACUAACUUACCCCCCCAAUUUCCCCCAUGUGCCCACAGCCGACCCUACAGCCCCCGGUGAGAAGGUCAUGCACCCCGGCCUGGUGGAUAGGAUCGGAGAGUCCAGUAGCACCACAGGGAUGGUGGUUGGCAUUGUGGCAGCUGCUGCCCUCUGCAUUCUCAUCCUCCUCUACGCCAUGUACAAGUACCGCAACCGUGAUGAGGGCUCCUACCAGACGGACCAGGGACACAACUUCAUCAGCAACCCAGUUUCCGAGGGCAACGGGGCCAUGGUCAAGCUAGAGAAGACACCAAGCACAACCACGGCUGCAGUAGCUAAGACAGUAACCAAGGGCAAGAAGAACAAAGACAAAGAGUAUUAUGUCUAAGAGAGGGAUGGAUAGAGAAGGAGAGAACGAGAGAGAUAGGCUAGAGCAGGGUUUCCCAACUCCAGUCCUCGAAUACCCCAGAGAAGCACACCUGAUUCAACUUGUCAACUAAUCAUCAAGCCCUCAAUCAGUUGAAUCAGGUGAGUUUCUCCAGGGCAGCAACAAAGAUGUGUGCUGUUGGGGGUACUCUGGGACUGUUGGGGUACACUGGGAUAGAGGAAAAUCAUGGAAAGGGGGUUCUCACAAAGAAUUUCACUUCCACAUUAUCCUCUAGUUAAAUAUCCAAAGUGUAGGGUGUAAUUGUUACAUUUGUGGUACACAAAAAAAAAGAAAAUCCAAUUUGCGAUCAGUAUUUCCACAAUUCCUGUUCAAUUAUGCUUUGAGAAUUUGUAUCACAUACCAAAUAUUGUAUUGGAUAACAUACCAUUUCAUACAGGAUAAGAAGCAUAUCCAUUUUGCUGUGUUUGUAUAUAGCACCAAUAUCUAUCAACUGUAUGGUUAUGGUUCCCAGUGAAAACUCAGUUUAAACCAUUGUACUAUAGAACCAGGUUUGCAUGAAUGUCAGUUCAUCAUGCUCUAUCUCAAGUCCCUAUGUCUUUGUAAUGAAGUCAGCGGUAUCAGUGUGUACUGAAAGGUCAUUAUGGUAGAUAAGGACAGAGCAACCCAGUAGAGUUUACUAGAUUAAACUAAAGCCAUACCCAUAUUUGGAGAUUGGGUGACCCACCUUCUCUGCAGACUAGCCUACCCAAUUUUGUGUUAUCCCACGUAAAACGGCUUUCAACUCUGUCUAUCUCUCUGGUUGUCCAUGGUGCUAUGUUAAUGGUCCAAUAUCAUUGAACCAUGUUUCCUCUUGGGAAAAUACAGGUUUUCAAAGGGAAUACACCAGUUCACAGCAGAAUUUAGCCAACAAACCCAUACCAUUGGAUGGAUGAGAUGAGCUGGAUUCUCUCAUCUCUGUGUGAGAAGAGAUCACCAAACCGACAGUGUCAUUCAUUCCAUCCAGGAACAAGUUCCUCAAGCUUAACAAAUCUCAAAAAGCAAAACGCUACUGUAGCAAAGACAUUGCUCUGUAAACAUAUUUGUAUGUAUAGAUGUCUUGGGUUUGAAAAAGCAUUGCUUCUGUGUUUGUUGGAGUAGACGGGGGGGGGGGGGGGGGACAGACAGACAUGAAAAAGAUACUACAUGUGAGAGAUGUUCUGCCCCCACGGUUACCACUGUCAACACUCCAGCCAGAUCCCCCUAUGAGGAAAGUAGAGACAGUGAAUAUGAAAGGGAGCUGCAGGACACAGUCACUUUUGAAUAACUUUUUCUGGUUGUUCCUGUGGGAGGGGGGGGGGACAUGUCCAAGCUUGUGUCAAGAGGCUGGCUUUCGCUUUCCUUCUUCAAAAUUGGCACACACAAAAAAAACUGGAAAGGCACAAACAGUAGAAAAAUCUCUUUGAGAGAUAAAUACUGUGUUACCUUUGAAAGCAAACCAAACAUGUAUUCUGGUUUUUCUACCCAUGAAUAAAAGACUGUUCUGUGAGAUGAACUAUUGAAGGUUUGUGAAUUGUAUAGCUACUUCUCAGAUACUUCUGUGUUUCUCUUGUUACCAUUCCUGCAGUUCCGUUUAAAAAAAAAAAGUUUCCUUUUAAUCCGAUACAGAUGAAAGGGAGCAUUUUGUCUAUGAUGAGACACCAUUGGGCUGACUACAGAGACACAUUAUAAGUAUUUUAUUUUUUUCAAUGUUGAAUAACAUGACAUUUCCAUUAAGGACAGGUUAGUGAUUGUAUGUAAACGUAUCAAGAGAAAACACAAAGGAUGAUGUGCACUCUUUUGAUUCAUUUCUUCAUUUCAUGUACAUUGAAAAACCUGGCUAUCUUUGUCUGUUGCCAUUCUCUCUGUUGUAUCAUGUUUACAUUUUCAAUUCCUGUAAUUUCAUCUUGGUUUUUUUAUGACGUGCCAUUUAACAUAAACUUCUCAGAGUAUAUCCCUGUCCUAACUCAAUGAUAUUGUAAAGUGUUCCUGUGAAAUUAACCUUAAUAUGUGUACAGUACAUUGACAGAGGGGAAAUACAAUUGGUUAUAUACUUCGUA